Messenger RNA from Arabidopsis arenosa, 1074 nucleotides. The record is from the annotation of a GenBank genome assembly. NCBI's taxonomy places the organism in Eukaryota, Viridiplantae, Streptophyta, Magnoliopsida, Brassicales, Brassicaceae.
AAUUCUCUGUUGCUCAUCUCUCUUGUUGAUAACAGCCUAGUAUCAGAAGCUUCUUAAGUUUGGUCUGAAAAUCAGAUCGAGAUGCGAUUGUUAUGUUUAUUACUCUGUUGGAUCUCGUUUCUAACGUUAUCAAUCUCAAUCGUUGCAUCGUCGGAUGAUCAAUUCACCGUCGACGGAACAGUACUAGAACUCACAGAUUCGAAUUUUGAUUCGGCGAUUUCAACUUUUGAUUGCAUCUUUGUUGAUUGCUAUGCUCCUUGGUGUGGCCACUGCAAGCGUCUCAAUCUCGCUUUAUUGCAAGUAGAUGCAACUGCUCCAAUUCUAGCUAUAUUGAAGCAGCUCUAUGACCAUGGAGUUCCAAUGGAGUACUAAGGAUCAAGGAAAGCAGAUUUGCUUGUCCGUUACUUGAAGAAGUUUGUUAUGCUUUGGUAUGCUUCGUUGUUAUAUGCUAUGGAAUUGAGGUUGGCUCUGGUUUGCCUUGUGUGUUAUGUUAUAGACAUGGAAUAUAGUAAUGUGAUCCUUUUGUUUUAAUAGGAUUGUUAGAAGAAUCAAACUCUUUUUUUUGAUGAUGUUGUCAGAUUGUGUUGUGUCUCAGAGAAUCAAGUUCAAGCGGUUUGUAGACAAGGAAACAGUUGAGCAAAUGACAACUCUUAGAGAGAUUCCAGAGAUAAAACCCGGUUACAUUGUGCAGCUAAUAAAAGUCAUAUACAGUUUGCCUAGAUUGUAAUUUCUUUUUCUUGUGGGAAUGGGAUCAAGCUAUCUUUCAUCUUCUAAGUGAAACCUUUCAUAGGCUUGCCAUUUACUUUGUUUGAACAGGAAGUGCCUGAGAACAAGAGGCUUGUAUUCAAUUGUAGAAGCCGUCGUCGUAGCAAGGCGUAAUGCUGGUCUUAACUCAACAUAUAGAAUUAGAAGGCUUGUUGCUGGAGUGGGCGUAGAAACCAUGUUCCCCUUGUAACUUCAAGCUUGUGCAACUACUUUAAUAUCUCUGUGCAAUGGUGUUCUUGGUUGUAAUGUCUCUAGUACUCUCUUAAUUGAUUGUACAAUGUCUUGUACGAGUAAAAACAAACAUGUAUU